UCGUCCUUGCCCAUCAUCUCGCACUGGAGAGGGGUGGGGGGUGUGUGUGUCGAAAAACUCCACCCCAAAGAAAAACCUCCCUAAAGGCUGGGAAGUUGUGAGGAGGAAAGAAAGUAGAGUGUGUGAGAGAGAGAGGGUGGGGAAAAAAAAACAGGCGAGGAAAGAAGGAGCAAAAAAAAAGUGGAAGAGGGUUUCUUGAAACAGACGGCGCACAUUUUCUUGUUGUUUUUGAAUCUGAGGGAAGUUCCAGCUCCUCCAUAUUGGAGACCAAGCGACGACGUUUGACAAGAAAUAAUAUCUUAAGGGAGAAAACAUAUACCCCAGCCCAGAAGGAGAGACGACGCCGCAAAAAAGAAAAAGGAUUUUAAAAAUCGCAAUUAAGGCUUCGGGGAAUCAAGAAACAUUAUUUUCUCCGCGUUUAGUGUCGGAUAAAUUGUGUUUGAAAUCUCUCCACUCACCGGACAGCUCGGCGUCUUCCUCUCUCCGGGCCGCGGGCGAAAGGCGGUUAUUUUUUGAAUUUUCCUGACAUAAACAUUAAUAUAAAUGGUUGACUGAAAUAUAAUUAUUUUUCUGGGGGGGAGGAGAGAGACGGAAAAGAAAGUUGCAGAGAAUUAUAUUUUCUGCAUUUUGUGUUUUUUUUUAAAAAAAGUAUUUCUUUUUUUUCAACCCUUUGCCCGUCUUCUCCCUGUGGCGUAUAAAUGUAUUAAAAAUUCUACAUAUAUUUUUCAUCUGGAGUGGGUGAAAGGAACGGCUUGUUUGUUUUCGGUGUAUUUUCUGAAGGAAAUCGCGGAGGGCCCGACGGCCAAAAGCAGGAAGGGUUUGUUCGAUGGACAGCACGUCCAUUAUAACGCAGGUCAGCAAAGAGGAUGAGAUUAUUUCAUCGUCCCAGGAAAAAGUUUCUCAGAGCAGCCUCAGCUUGAAGAAACAGAGGAGUCGAAGCUUUUUCAACUCGUUCCUCUGUUGCUUUCGUGACUACAAUGUGGAGUCGACGACCAGCAACUGCAACAGCAAUGCUCAGUUCCCAACGGUGGAGGAGAAUGGGUCAAUUGCUAAGUCUGACCAGGUACAGGUCACCCCCAGCCCCAGUCCUCCGGCCAAAUUCCUCUUACCAGAGAUGAGAGUAUCUGAUGUUGGAAAGAAAUGUGUAGUCAUCGACUUAGAUGAAACCUUAGUACAUAGUUCCUUUAAGCCUAUUAACAAUGCUGAUUUCAUUGUUCCUGUUGAGAUAGAUGGGACUGUUCACCAGGUUUAUGUAUUGAAAAGACCACAUGUCGAUCUCUUUUUGCAAAAAAUGGGGCAACUCUUUGAAUGUGUUCUCUUUACAGCCAGUCUAGCCAAGUAUGCAGAUCCAGUAGCAGACUUGCUGGAUCGUUGGGGCGUGUUCAGGGCCAGGCUCUUCAGAGAAUCAUGCGUUUUCCACCGAGGAAACUAUGUGAAAGAUCUCAGUCGACUAGGGAGGGACUUGAGCAAGGUCAUUAUAGUGGAUAACUCGCCGGCAUCCUACAUCUUCCACCCUGAAAAUGCAGUGCCUGUGCAGUCCUGGUUCGACGAUAUGUCAGAUACUGAGUUGUUUGAUCUGAUUCCAUUCUUUGAAGGACUGAGUAAAGAAGAGGAUGUUUACAGUAUGCUGCAGAACCUCCGCGGCAGGUAGCGAUUGUGCUCCGGGCAUGUCUUCUCGGCAGAUUCUUAGGUUGUUCUUGCCCGAUUUUUAUCCCAUUCCCUUCACUUCCCCAAUCUACGCCCUUGCCACUUCCCCAUCCCUCCCCCUUCGCAGCGUUGUGUUUUUGUUUUUUGUAACGAAAGGAAAGCUUCCUUCAGUUUCUCCUGCCUUGCGUACCUGUGUUUGGAUCGAAACUGCAACUCUUGGAGGAGGAGCAGGAGGGAGGUAUCAUCAGACAAGAAACACUUCAGUGGUUCCUGUCGUUGACUCGUUAUGGACAAGGUGAUUGACGUCCAUUGAGCUUCUCAAAGCCUGACGUUGGAAAGUCGCACAUGACCAGACUUCAUCUAAAAGGAAGAACUAUCAGAGUAAAUCACCGACAUAGAAAACAAAAUGAAAAAUUUGUUAUGGACUACAGUUUGAGUAGAAAACUUCUCUCUACCUACCAAAAACAAGUAUUUGAGCAGUUCUGUGAUAUUUUAAGUACUUUUUCCCUCUUUUGUUAAUUUUUUUGGUUGUUGCUAUGCAGACAGUCAUGCUGACCUACAGUAGCUGACCUGAUUCUGUGAUCUCACUUUUGCAGAAUGAAGUGCCUUUUUGAAGAAAAAAAAGUUGAUAAUUUUAGAUGAGAAAAAAAAGCAAAGUUAAUUUUUUUGUACACUGCAUAUUCCAGAGAUCUUUUAUCUUUUAAUGACUGUAGUUUUAAAACAAAAAAAUCUUUAUGAGCACUGUUAUUUAUGCUGAACACGUUGAAUUAUAAGUGCUGGGUAUAAGUCUCCAGAGUCAUUAAACUUUAAAUUUUAUA
Molecule: messenger RNA, 2465 nt
Organism: Chiloscyllium plagiosum (whitespotted bambooshark)
Lineage: Eukaryota; Metazoa; Chordata; Chondrichthyes; Orectolobiformes; Hemiscylliidae
Source: RefSeq, a predicted model, not a curated record